Alternaria metachromatica is the source of this 375-nucleotide messenger RNA. RefSeq lists its product as uncharacterized. NCBI's taxonomy places the organism in Eukaryota, Fungi, Ascomycota, Dothideomycetes, Pleosporales, Pleosporaceae. Bases 1 to 375 code for a protein of 124 amino acids. The transcript has 2 exons. The record is from RefSeq and is a predicted model, not a curated record.
AUGAACCACUUUUUCACCCGCUCAAAAGGCUCCGCGCCGACCGAGCCGAUCGACCCAGAGCUCUGGGUGAUAAUUUAUCCCGAGAAGCUUCCCAAAGAAGGCAACGUGCCUGAUGAGAAGAAGAUCAACGCCCUCACGAACCUACCAUCCCUCAAAACAUGGGUCCUCGAAGAUCUGAAGCGCGCGGACGUCCCAGGAUGGGAGGUUAUAAAUGCCGGCAGGAUCACAUACAAGGAGGCUGAGGCAAGGUACAGGAUCGAUGAUGGAGAUCCUGUGGAAAUUCCAAAGGGCCGAGAAUGGGACUCAGACGGGAAUGGACGAUGGGCUACGUAUGGAGGUACGUCGACGUACGCAGAGUCGCGUAAGAACUUGUAA